This is a messenger RNA of Apis laboriosa (Himalayan honeybee), 3212 nucleotides long. Its product is annotated as integrin alpha-V-like. Gene Ontology annotation, molecular function: integrin binding. The transcript is spliced from 19 exons. Gene Ontology annotation, cellular component: integrin complex; external side of plasma membrane. The coding region runs from base 66 to 3203 and encodes 1045 amino acids. Gene Ontology annotation, biological process: cell-cell adhesion; cell adhesion mediated by integrin; cell-matrix adhesion. The record is from RefSeq and is a predicted model, not a curated record. NCBI's taxonomy places the organism in Eukaryota, Metazoa, Arthropoda, Insecta, Hymenoptera, Apidae.
AUGAUAGUUUAUAAUUUUCCUUCGUGAAGCACGUUAAAUUUAAUUUCGUCAUAAAAAUUCAAAAAAUGUUUAUUAAAGGAAUAUUUUUUUUUUUUUUGGAAAUUGUGUGUGGAUAUAAUAUAGACGUAGAUUUUCCUAUUAUUUUCCGUCAUGAUGAUAUGUUUAAUAAUAGUUAUUUUGGUUACACGGUACAUUUGUAUUACGAACCGGAUAUUGAUACAUCCUGGUUGAUAGUUGGAGCACCAAAAGGAAAUUAUUCUUGGUCUUCAACAAAAAGAUUAUCUUAUUUGAUCGAGCCUGGUAUUGUAUAUCGUUGUGAAAUCGAAAAUUCACAUUUAUAUCGUAGAAUUGAAAAUCAUAAAUGUCAAGAAAUUAAACCAGAAAAAAUUGAAAAUGAAAAAGGAUACAUAACGCAACUCGGAAUGAUGAUGUGGAUACAGAAACAAUAUGGGUGGUUCGGAAGUGCAAUUGCAAUAGAUAGAAUAAAUGGAAUUUUAACAGCAUGUGCACCACGAACAAUUGUGGCACUUUUAUAUAAAUCUUUAGAUAUUAAUUUGGAAACUAUGCAAGGGAUGUGUUACAGUGGAAAAAUUUCUUCGAAUACUCUGAUAAUCGAAGAGAAAGAUCUUAAGUUUUAUGAUUUUAUGUCAACAUUUUGGUACAAUCCGAUACAUGGUUUUUCCGUUCAUUAUGGAUCGACAAAGCAAAAUGAAAAAAGAAAAAAGAAGAAAAUAAAUCGCAUCAUAGGAGAGCCAAAACAUGAAGAUUAUGGAACUGUGGAUAUACAAUAUUCAAAUAAAAGAAUGACCGUGGAAUUACCAUUAAAUGACGAUUUAUCUCAAUUUGGAUAUAGCGUUGAAUCUGGUUAUUUCUUUAAAAGGGAUCAAUUAUUAUUCGCAAGUGGAGCACCAGGUUGGAAGUAUAAAGGCUUGGUCGGAAUAAUUAAUCCAGCAUCGAAUAUAUCAAUCAUCACGAAAUUAUAUGGUACUCAUAUUGGCGAAUAUUUUGGAGCCAGUUUGGCUGUAGGAGAUUUAAAUAGAGAUGGUUUGGAUGAUCUUCUUAUUGGAGCACCCUAUUGGGGAGAAGAUACUGGUAGAGUAUAUAUAUAUUUUGGUACAUCCAAGGAACAGUUUGAAAUAGCUGUGAUUUUACAUGGAGUUACAGAAGGAGGACAUUUUGGAUACGCCAUAGCUAGUGGUGAUUUAGAUGCUGAUGGAUUUGAUGAUGUUAUUGUGGGAACACCUUGGGAAGAUGAUGGAGUUAUUUAUGUAUUUAAUGGGACUCCAGAUUUAAAGAAUAUGAAUUUACAAAAAUCGCAACGAAUCGAAGCUGUAAAAUUAUUUAAAUAUAAUUCUUCACAAAGAAUACUUCGAUUUGGAUUUUCAAUAUCAAAACCGAUUGAUAUUGAUAGAAACGGAUAUUUGGAUAUCGCAAUUGGAGCAUACAAAUCAGAGCAUGCUAUUAUAUUACGUAGCAAACCAAUAUGGAAAACAGAACUUUUCAUUGAGACUAUACCUAAUAUUUUGCAAAGAGAUGCUAAACAAUUUUUAGUCAGAAUAUGUCCACGAUAUAAUAUGUAUGGCAUGUUACACGAUAUUGUCUCAGAUACUAUAAAAUUUAGGAUUACAGCCAUUAUAGACGAACGUUAUCAGCGAACUAAAGAAACAAUUUUAGAAAUGAAAUCUUCUAAUUUAAGUAUUUGUCUAUCUAGUGAAGUUAAUAUUUUGAAAGAUAUACGAGAUUUUAUCGAGCCUAUUAGUAUAAUUGCAAAACAUGAUUUUUUACACGAUAACGUAUCAAAUGAAUUUUGUAAAUUUUGUCCUGUUGAAAAACACAAUAAGAUACAAAAUGUAAAAGUUUUACUUCCUUUUAAUAUUGGUUGUGGGGAAGACAAAAUCUGUAAUUCUAAUAUAUCUGUUACUGCAAAAUUUUAUAAUGUAAGAUAUAACAAUAUGUGGAUAAUUGGUUCAAACGACAUAAGUUUAAAAAUUAAUUUAAAAAAUUAUGGAGAACCUGCAUAUCUUACCACACUCGAAUUUAAAUUCCCAGAGAGAGUAAUAUUACGUAGUAUUUUACCCUCUUGUCAAGAAGACAUUUCUAAAGAAAAUUUAAUAGUAAUUUGUGAUAUAGGAAAUCCUAUUUGGAAAGAAGAAGAGAAAAAUGUCAAAUUAGAUUUGGAUAUGAGAUAUUUGAUUAAUGGAUCAUUAUAUGACCAUAAAUUAUAUUUUUAUAUAACAAUAAAGACUCAUAGUAUAAAUCAUGGAAUGACGAGUAUAAUUAAAACUCUUAAUUUAGUAAACGAAGUUUCUCUAUCUUUACAUGGAAAAGCAAAUGAAGAAGCCUAUUAUCUAACUUUAAACGAAAUUGCUCAAAAUAUUACUUUUCAACAUACUUAUCAAGUAUAUAAACUUGGGGCAUCACCAAUAGAAGUUGCGCAAUUGAUUGUUAAAAUACCAUUAGCUUUUAAAGACUUACAUUUGAUAUACAUAUAUAAAUCUCAAUUAUACAUAUCAGGAGAACUUUUUGAAUGUUCAUCAGAGACUAAUUUAUUAGACAUUCAAGAAGAAUCAUCUUUAGAUCAAUUUGACAUAUCUCUGUUUUCCAAUAAAAUACGACAAAAUAAUAAUCAUAUAAUAAAUGAAAAAGAUCCAUUUAACUCAAUAGAAGAAUCAGCUUUAUAUUUGAAUAAUAUGAAUAUUAAUGCUCCAAAAAUAUUAAAUGAAAAUUGGACAAAUGAUAUUAUUUACAUGAAUUGUUCAACUCCUUAUAUAAAUUGUAUAACUAUUGUAUGUGAUUUAAAUAAAUUGAAAACAUUACAAGAUAUUGGAAAGAUGACAAUUAAACUUUUUUUAAAUGUUGAUAAACUUAAAGAUAUCUUUAGAAACAAUAGAGCUAUUUUAAAAUAUGUUACUGAGGUGAGCGCAGAAAUAAUAAAACCUGAUAAAAUGUUAUAUAUCAAUGAAACUCGAUCUACAAUGGAAAUUGUGACAUUAUUUUACAAUAUCCCAAAAAUGGAAAAGUUACAGCCAUGGAUUGUUCUUAUCUCUAUUUUAAUAGGAAUAUUAUUAUUAUUUAUUUUUGCUGCGAUUUUAGGAACGUUGGGUUUCUUUAAACGAAAAAAAAAACAAACUUUAACAAAUCAGGAAUGUAAUGAAGUGAUAGAAAAUGAAACUGCGAUUACAAUUAACCCUGAAAACACGUGAUAUAACGAG